Botrytis deweyae is the source of this 1002-nucleotide messenger RNA. RefSeq lists its product as uncharacterized. Gene Ontology annotation, molecular function: cyclin-dependent protein serine/threonine kinase activity; ATP binding; cyclin binding. NCBI's taxonomy places the organism in Eukaryota, Fungi, Ascomycota, Leotiomycetes, Helotiales, Sclerotiniaceae. The record is from RefSeq and is a predicted model, not a curated record. The transcript has 3 exons. Gene Ontology annotation, cellular component: cyclin-dependent protein kinase holoenzyme complex; cytoplasm; nucleus. The coding region runs from base 1 to 1002 and encodes 333 amino acids. Gene Ontology annotation, biological process: regulation of gene expression; G1/S transition of mitotic cell cycle; protein phosphorylation.
AUGGAGAACUAUCAGAAGCUGGAAAAGAUUGGAGAGGGUACUUACGGUGUUGUUUACAAAGCCAAGGAUCUUUCCCAUCCAGGACGUAUCGUGGCCCUUAAGAAGAUUCGACUCGAGGCAGAAGAUGAAGGAGUUCCUAGUACCGCCAUUAGAGAAAUUUCUCUCCUCAAGGAGAUGAAUGAUCCAAAUAUUGUUCGACUUCUCAAUAUUGUUCAUGCAGAUGGCCAUAAAUUAUACCUCGUCAUGGAGUUCCUCGACCUUGAUCUUAAGAAAUAUAUGGAAUCACUUCCAGUUGCCGAGGGUGGUAGAGGUAGAGCUUUACCCGAAGGAUCUGGUCCAGAUUUGGGUAGAAUGGGUAUGGGUGAUGCUAUGAUUAAGAAGUUCAUGAGUCAAUUGUGCGAAGGUAUCCGAUAUUGUCACGCCCAUCGAGUUCUUCACCGAGAUUUGAAGCCACAGAACUUGCUCAUUGAUCGGGAAGGUAACCUCAAGCUUGCAGAUUUCGGUCUCGCUCGUGCUUUUGGUGUCCCUCUUCGAACAUAUACCCACGAGGUUGUUACCUUGUGGUAUCGUGCUCCUGAAAUUCUUCUCGGAGGUCGACAAUACUCAACGGGUGUUGAUAUGUGGUCUGUUGGAUGUAUUUUCGCCGAGAUGUGUACCAGAAAGCCAUUGUUUCCAGGUGACUCUGAAAUUGACGAGAUCUUCAAGAUCUUCAAACUACUAGGUACACCCAACGAUCAAGAAUGGCCUGGUGUCAGUGACAAGACCUGUUUCCCCGACUUCAAACCAUCUUUCCCCAAGUGGCAACGCGAUAUGAGCCAACCUCUUUGCACGAAUCUUGACGAUAAUGGACUGGAUCUCCUCGAAUUGAUGCUUGUCUAUGAUCCAGCUGGACGUAUUUCUGCCAAGCAAGCAUGUUCACACCCAUAUUUUGAGGAAGGAAGCGCGGCAUACUCGGGACGAGGCGCAAGCUCUACAUAUAAAACUACAAACGGAUACCACUGA